AGUACACCCAACCAAACACUCUCCCCGCCUUUCGCGACACCCCAAUCCCACCUCGCCCAACCAUGCACCCCCACCUCCACACCGAAGAAGUCCAAAAAAACUGCGCCGACGUCGUCGCCGCCCUCGAAGAAUGCCACGCCCACGGCUUCCUCUGGAAAGUAACGGGCAAUUGCACCGACGCCAAGCACAAAGUCAACAUGUGUCUGCGCGGCAUCCGGCUUGAGCGCACGCGCCAGAAUCGCGAGGCGGCCAAGGAAAAGAGGGAGAGGAUCCAGAAGGUGUGGAGGGAGUUGGACGAGAAUAAAUAA
Molecule: messenger RNA, 308 nt
Organism: Bipolaris maydis ATCC 48331
Lineage: Eukaryota; Fungi; Ascomycota; Dothideomycetes; Pleosporales; Pleosporaceae
Product: cytochrome c oxidase biogenesis protein Cmc1-like protein
Biological process (GO): regulation of DNA-templated transcription
Cellular component (GO): mitochondrion
Molecular function (GO): calcium ion binding; DNA-binding transcription factor activity
Source: RefSeq, a predicted model, not a curated record